This is a messenger RNA of Annulohypoxylon truncatum, 1419 nucleotides long. RefSeq names its product Zn-dependent exopeptidase. The transcript is spliced from 5 exons. The record is from RefSeq and is a predicted model, not a curated record. Gene Ontology annotation, biological process: proteolysis. Gene Ontology annotation, molecular function: metalloexopeptidase activity. NCBI's taxonomy places the organism in Eukaryota, Fungi, Ascomycota, Sordariomycetes, Xylariales, Hypoxylaceae. The coding region runs from base 163 to 1269 and encodes 368 amino acids.
UGGGACCUACAUAAGAAAGCGCAAGUUCUUGUUUGGGACGAGUCUGGCUACCUACCUAGGCUUUGGUUGUCUUCUAGCUCAACUACCACAUCAAUAAGUAGCUCGCGGCUUCUCUUCAUAUUGCUAAGAGAUUAAGCAUCAACAAUCUCCAAAAGUUUCAAUAUGGUUCGCUCAAUACUUAUUGCGGCUCUAGCUGCCACAGCUACGGCUCUUUCAGCUAGUCAUCAUGCGGCCAGGAAUGCAGAGCUGUUCACGAUCGACCUGGGACGCGGCGAGACUCGUAUCGUGACCGAAGAAGAAAAAUGGGCUCUUAAGAAAGCGGGAAAAAACUUCAUCGACAUCACACACCACCCAAAUUUCGCCUCCUCAGCAUCGCCCAAGAGAGCCGUCGCAGCCGUAACCUACCCCUCAGGAAUGGCCCAAGAAGACACCGUCAAAAGCCUCAUCAACAAGCUCGACAAGACGUACAUCCAGGAGCAGCUGACGACCUUCUCCAACUUCUUCACCCGCUUCUACCUGUCGAACGAAGGGAAGCAGGCCUCGGACUGGCUGCUCACCGAAGUCCAGGGCGUGAUCGAAGCGAGCGGAGCCAAGGGCGCGUCCGCGAAGGCGUUCCCGCAUAACUGGAUCCAGAGCAGUAUCAUUGCUACGAUUCCCGGGAAGUCGGCCAACAAGAUCGUCGUGGGGGCUCAUUUGGAUUCGAUUAACCAGAGCAAUCGCACUGGAAGGUCUCCUGGCGCUGAUGACGACGGAUCUGGCUGCGUUGGAAACCUGGAAGCUCUGAGGGUCCUCCUGACCGACCCUAAGAUCGCGGCUGGAGAGGGAGUCAACACACUGGAAUUCCACUGGUAUUCCGGUGAAGAGGGCGGCUUACUCGGCAGUGGUGACAUAUUCGAUGCAUACGCUGCUAACAAGACUGUUGUCAAGGCCAUGCUUCAGCAGGAUAUGACGGGUUUCGGAUCAAACCCUAUGGGCGUCAUAACCGACCGAGUUGACGCAGGCCUCACAACGUACAUGCGCAAAGUCAUCGAUGCCUACACAGAAAUCGGCUACGUAGACACCGAAUGCGGCUACGGGUGCUCGGACCACGCCUCCGCCAUGGCCGCCGGCUACCCGGCCUCCUUCGUGAUCGAGUCCGCGAUGAACAUCACGAACAACGACAUCCACAGCGACCGCGACACCCUCGAUAAGAUCAACUGGGACCACGUCCUCGAGCACUCCAAGAUGGUCGUCGGAUACGCCUACGAGCUGACCUUCGCCGAGUUGUGAGUAAAUGGUUGGAGGCGGUUCGUUCGGGACUUGAUAGCUUGAAAUGAUCUUAUUGAAAUCCUCGAGUCAAGAGGUGGGGUACUGGUUCAGGGGGAAUGGGGGUGACGGAAGGUUAAUACUUGGUGUUUGUGUUACUAAGGUGGUUGAGUA